AUGAGAAGUAUGUAUCACGACGAUGUUCAUCCCACGACUUCAGGGAAGAAGAUGUGGUCGAAUUUUUGUACGCUGGUGGAUGCGGCAGUUAUGUUAUCUGAAGAAGAAACCCUUAAGAGAAUCUUUUGUCUCUUUCCGAGAAAAACAAGGUCGUCUGUGAUGAAUAGAAGACACCAACAACAAAUUUUAAAUAGAGCUUCUACGUCUUCAACACUCAUUGAUCUUAACGAGUUCCCUAUUGAAUAUGAGACCGAAGACCCACAAAACCAACUCCCAUGGCUGUCUUCAUCAUGUGUCACCGCCGCUGAUGAUUCGGAGACGAAAACCCUAGGAAACCCUAGUUCUGAACUCUUACUCUUGGAUUACAAAACGGCUGAGUCCGAGAAGACGGAGAUGAUCAAAGACUCUCUAAACCCUGAUUCCCCAUGUUCUGAUCUGUCUUUGUGCUUAAGNGUACCGGGGAGCACAAGCCGCAAGAGACGUGCCGUGAAAGAGAGAAAGCGUACUGGUGGAUACAAGAAAGCAAAGGUUGCUCCUUUAUCACCGACGGCGAGAGACAUGCCUGAGUGGCUUGUCAAGGCUAUGAGAGAUAUGAACGGAGCCAGAGACGCUAAACUGAUCUUUGAGAAGACUCUGUUCGUGACUGAUGUAAACCCAACACAGAACCGUCUCUCAAUGCCUUACAACAACUUACACCGAGACGACUUCUUGACGCCUGUGGAGUCGAGAAUCAUAGACGAAGACAUCAACCACAAUAAGAAGAUUGGAGUGGGAGCGAUUCUCGUGGAUCAGUGGUCUCAAAAGUGGGGUGUGAUGCUGAAGAGAUGGGAGAUGAAGAAAGAUUCAGGUAAAGGAAGCUGGAAUUACAAUUUGAUUUGUGGGUGGAACGACAUCGUUGAGGCUAACGGAUUGAAAGAGGGCGACAAAAUCAGUCUUUGGUCGUUCAGGUGCUGUGGACUCCUCUGUUUUGCCAUGGAACAGAGUAGCUCUUCCCUUGCUCUCUGUCUCUGCUAA
Messenger RNA from Camelina sativa (false flax), 1014 nucleotides. The record is from RefSeq and is a predicted model, not a curated record. Lineage: Eukaryota; Viridiplantae; Streptophyta; Magnoliopsida; Brassicales; Brassicaceae.